Messenger RNA from Cynara cardunculus var. scolymus (artichoke), 1165 nucleotides. RefSeq names its product vestitone reductase-like. Gene Ontology annotation, molecular function: oxidoreductase activity, acting on the CH-OH group of donors, NAD or NADP as acceptor. Bases 87 to 1076 code for a protein of 329 amino acids. NCBI's taxonomy places the organism in Eukaryota, Viridiplantae, Streptophyta, Magnoliopsida, Asterales, Asteraceae. The record is from RefSeq and is a predicted model, not a curated record. The transcript has 4 exons.
GUUAACAUCAUUCAUCUACUUGAUCAUCAUUCCAAUAACACAUAUAGUUUAAACCCGAAAUUAGAUCGACACCGAGCGUAAAAGCGAUGAAGAAAGGUACGGUUUGUGUAACGGGAGGUCGAGGUUACUUAGCGUCGUGGAUGAUCAAGAGGUUGCUGGAUGACGGAUAUUCAGUAAACGCUACUGUCAGAACUACUGAUUCAGGCUUGAGGAAAGACGUGAGCUACCUUACAAAUUUACCGGGGGCAUCAGAGCGGCUUAAAAUUUUCGACGCAGAUCUAAGCAAACCGGACACUUUCAAGGCACCAAUUAAAGGUUGCAUCGGUGUAUUUCUUGUUGCACAUCCAAUGGAUUUUGUAGGUAAGGAACCCGAAGAAGUGGUAACCGAAAGAGCGAUGAAGGGCAAUUUGGGUAUUUUACAGGCAUGUGUUGAUUCGAAGACGGUAAAGAAAGUCGUGUACACGUCUAGUGGGUCCGCAGUCGUGUUAAACGGGAAAAAUCACACCGAGGUUUUAGACGAGGAAUCUUGGAGCGACGUUGAUUAUAUCCGUGGUCGUUAUAAGGAUUUUGGCGCUCCGUAUUACAUUUCCAAGACAAUCAUCGAGAAAAGAAUACUUGAUUUCGCCGAUAAUAAAGGAUUGGACGUUGUGACUGUCGUUCCAAAUUAUAUUCAUGGUCCGUUUAUCGGACCUCGUUGCCCCGGUUCCGUGUACGUCUCAAUGGCUAUGAUCUUUGGUAAAACCGAAAAUUACAAGAUGCUUGUAAAAACGGAUUUCGUACAUGUUGAUGACGUGGCAAGGGCACACAUUCAUCUUCUUGAGAGCCCAAAUGCCAAAGGGAGGUAUAUUUGUUCAAAAAUGGGCAUCACAAUUGAGGAGUUGUACAAAUUGUUGUCAACAAGAUAUCCUGAAUAUAAAAUUCCAAAUAUUGACUUUUUGAAGGAUGUCGAGAAAGUGAUGAAGUUCCCUAGUGUCUCGUCUGGGAAACUCUUGGGGACGGGAUUCGAGUUCAAGUACGGGAUUGAAGAAAUGUUUGAUGAUGCAAUUGAUUGUUGUAAACGAAAUAACAUUUUAUAGGGGAAUUCGGUUUUAUGAUUUGAAUUCAAGAGAUUAUAGGGAUUUGAAUGACGGAACGAUGAUUUUCUUUUAUCUAUACUAUAUUAUUA